GGGAUCCAGCCGCCGCUGCCCGGAACCUCCGAGGCUGCACAGCGAGCUGCUAUGUGUGAAGCCGAGAGCGGCUAAGGAGGGACCGGUUCCGGCUUCCGCACAGUCAUUCACCGCAGCGGAGAAGCCGGGCGGCCGCCGGAGGAGCGGGGCCAGAAAGAGAAAAAUGCCUAAAAAGAAGACAGGAGCACGCAAGAAGGCUGAGAAUCGUCGAGAACGUGAAAAGCAGAUAAGAGCUUCAAGGGGCAACAUAGAUUUAGCUAAACAUCCUUGUAAUGCUUCAAUGGAAUGUGAUAAAUGCCAAAGACGACAGAAGAAUAGAGCCUUCUGCUACUUUUGUAGUUCUGUUCAAAAAUUGCCUAUUUGUGCACAUUGUGGGAAAACAAAAUGUAUGAUGAAGUCUUCAGACUGUGUUAUAAAACACGCUGGCGUGUACAGUACUGGCUUUGCAAUGGUGGGUGCAAUAUGUGAUUUCUGUGAAGCUUGGGUCUGCCAUGGUAGGAAGUGUCUCAGCACACAUGCCUGUAUCUGCCCUCUUGCAGAUGCAGAAUGCAUUGAGUGUGAAAGAGGUGUCUGGGAUCAUGGAGGCAGAAUAUUCAGUUGCUCUUUUUGUCAUAAUUUCCUCUGUGAAGAUGAUCAGUUUGAGCAUCAAGCCAGCUGCCAAGUUUUGGAGGCAGAGACAUUUAAAUGUGUUUCCUGUAAUCGGCUUGGGCAGCAUUCAUGCCUGCGUUGUAAGGCUUGUUUCUGUGAUGAUCACACCCGAAGCAAGGUUUUUAAGCAAGAAAAGGGAAAAGAGCCUCCUUGCCCUAAAUGUGGGCAUGAAACUCAGGAGACAAAGGAUCUGAGCAUGUCAACACGCUCUCUGAAGUUUGGCCGGCAGACAGGAGGUGAAGAGGCAGAUGGAGCUUCUGGCUAUGAUGCCUACUGGAAGAACCUCUCAUCGGGCAAGGAUGGAGAUGCAGGUGAUCAUGACGACGAAUAUGAAGAGGAUGAAGCAGAGGAUGACGAUGAGGAAGACAAUGAGGAGGGAGGGAAGGAUUCGGAAACAGAGACCACAGAUUUAUUCAGUAACUUGAAUUUAGGAAGGACCUAUGCUAGUGGCUAUGCCCACUAUGAAGAAGCUGAAGACUAAGAUUACAUAGUGAGGAGCUAUAAAGCAUUUGGAAGACAUAAGUAUAGGAGUGCUUUAUGCGUGCCACUAGAAUAGCUCUGCCAGGCACUUAAGCUUCAACGCUUAUUAGGGAAAAAGGGCAUGGAACUUCUGUAGAAACUCAAGGUGAGGUUUGUGUGUGGGUGUGUGAAAGGUGAGGGUGUGCAGAGGAAAACUGGUUACUUGCAUGAAUAUAAACGUUCAUCUAAGUGGUUUUGAUCUCACGGUUACUGAGUGUAAUAGCUUAAUGUCUCCCCCCCCCCAAAGUUGGGAGUGUAGGAGGGUAAAGAGAUUUGUUUCCAUCUGUUCAUUAGAAAUUAAGUUAUUUUUCUUGAGUAAUUUUGACUGUAAUUCUGGAAUCAGAGUUCAUAAAUUAUAUGUAGUGGUGUAAAUGGGUGGCUGUAUCCAUUUUUGGCCUACAAAGUAAGAGUCAGCAGCAUUCUGUAGUGAGUUUUCAUAAAUAUUGAUCUGGACUGAGUACUUGGAAAGCACUUACUAUAGGCCUCUCAUGAGCUAAAUAUAAACUGAAAUUAAAAUAACUUUACCAUUUCAUGUAGGCGAGGCAGAUCAAUACAUUUCCCCAUAACAUAUUUCUUGAAGAUUAUCAUUCCAUGCCUUUUUGAACAUUAUACAUUAAUCAUAGCCAUUAUGCACAAUCACCUAUUGUGUCACCUACAUAGAUAAGAUCAAAAGGUUUAUUUAUCACAAUAAAAAUGUUAAUAUAUCCUUCCUACCCAAUAAAAGCCAUCACUUUCUUUUAGUAUAGUAUUGUCAUUGUUUGCAAAGAGGGGUCAAGAGGACGGUAACUAGUCUAUUCUGCCCCUUCACCAGCAUUGCAGCAGGAAGAAAUCAAAGAUUCAAUAAGAAUCACACCUAGGGUUUUUGUUACAAUAAGAUAACACUAGGGUGUUUGUGUUCUGUUGGAAUAGCACCCUAUUCCUUGUUGGAUACAAGACUGUCACAACCACACAAGAAGUGAUGCACGCUCUGGAGUGUCUUGCUGACACUAAUGACUUUAUAAAUCAAAAUAUUAGGAAUUAUUUGCUGCUUUUUCGAAAGUCAUGUGAUUCUUCCAAGAAACAGUUCCAACUUAAAUUGUUUAAAGUAAAAAAAUGGACCUGGAACUUGGUGUAACUCCAAAUAAAUAUCUUUUUUCCUUCCA
Messenger RNA from Chelonia mydas (Green sea turtle), 2309 nucleotides. RefSeq names its product zinc finger protein 330 (gene NOAZFP). Gene Ontology annotation, cellular component: nucleus. Lineage: Eukaryota; Metazoa; Chordata; Testudines; Cheloniidae. The coding region runs from base 164 to 1129 and encodes 321 amino acids. The transcript is spliced from 10 exons. Gene Ontology annotation, molecular function: zinc ion binding. The record is from RefSeq and is a predicted model, not a curated record.